ACGGUCCAAUCAUCCUCACCGCUCGUGCUAACGAAACAGAAAAUUGUCUACCAUAAGUCCAAGUUACUAGACCAAAACACGGAUAACUAACAGUCUUUGUGGAAGCCUCGCGAGCGGACAGGAUUCACCUACCAGACAGGAGCUCCCCUAUUAAUGAUAUUUCCCCAUCUGCACCUUUCUGCAUUGCUGCCUUGAUUUGUUUGCGAAACCAAGGAAGCAAGCCUCGUGAGGGAGUGUAGAGACACUGAAAAUGUGCAGCCUAGAGAAGAGAGGAAAGGUGUAUAUCUUGACCUUCGUGGGUGACGGCGAGCACAGGUUUAAUCCCACAACAUUCGAUGCCAUCUCUGACGCCCUCAAACAGGUGGAACAAUCGCCAGACGCAGCAGCCCUGGUAACCACCAACGCAGGCAAUUGCUUUUCCAACGGCCUCGACCUGGGAUGGAUCGCCGAGAGCCCCCACGACCGCUUUGACAUAGCAAUACAGAAAUUAGAGGAUAUGUUCGCAGCCUUCAUGAGGCUCAGCAUCCCCACCGUGGCAGCCAUCUGCGGGGACGCGGUGGCGAGCGCCUUCAUGUUGGCUCUGGCCCACGAUUACCGCUUCAUGGCGCAGGGGUGCUCCGAGCUCUACCUGUGCGAGCUCGAUCUUGGCUUGCACAUCCCCGAGAGUAUGCUGACGUUGGUUCGGAGCAAGCUGCAGCCCGCAGCCCUGCGCGAUGUGGUGCUGGGCGCCAGCAAGCUGAACGCGCAGGUGGGCUUGGAGAGAGGGAUUUUGGACGGCGUUUUCGAGGACUCGGAGCGGACUUUGGAGGCGGCGAUUAAGGAAGCGGAGAAACUGGCGGCCAGGGGAUGGAAGAGGGAGAUCUACCGUGGCUUCAGGUUGGCUACAUUUCCUGGGGUUGUGGAGGCGCUGGAUACUCAUGUUCCCUAUCGCAUACCUGCUUCUUUCAAGCUCUGAUGCCCAUUUUAGUUAACCCAGAUUUCUAUUUUAGGAAUCUUUCCCUUUGCGAUGGAUUGGUUACAGUAAACUUUUUGCGAAAGAAAAUGUCAGACUUGGAAAGAACACUUUUGGUAAAGUUAUUUGUGAUUUGAUGCCUAGUAUUAAGAUAUUUUAAUUAGUUGAGAGUUUGACAUAACUAGCUUGUACGGAAGUGAGAAUGUAAUGUUUCAUAAGCAUUUAAAUAAUAUAUUGUAGAAUAUUUAAAUAAGUAUC
Molecule: messenger RNA, 1210 nt
Organism: Cryptomeria japonica (Japanese cedar)
Lineage: Eukaryota; Viridiplantae; Streptophyta; Pinopsida; Cupressales; Cupressaceae
Product: enoyl-CoA delta isomerase 1, peroxisomal-like
Exons: 1
Coding region: 251-955 (234 amino acids)
Biological process (GO): fatty acid beta-oxidation
Cellular component (GO): peroxisome
Molecular function (GO): delta(3)-delta(2)-enoyl-CoA isomerase activity; enoyl-CoA hydratase activity
Source: RefSeq, a predicted model, not a curated record